Clupea harengus (Atlantic herring) is the source of this 597-nucleotide messenger RNA. RefSeq names its product mitochondrial ribosomal protein L33 (gene mrpl33). NCBI's taxonomy places the organism in Eukaryota, Metazoa, Chordata, Actinopteri, Clupeiformes, Clupeidae. Gene Ontology annotation, cellular component: ribosome; mitochondrion. Gene Ontology annotation, biological process: translation. The record is from RefSeq and is a predicted model, not a curated record. Gene Ontology annotation, molecular function: structural constituent of ribosome.
AGCUAAUUUGACAGUAGUUGCUCGUGGAACGGUGUAUUCACUCUGACCUAUACGCUAACGUUAGCUGUCUUCAAGCAAUGAAUGACAAUGUUUCUGACAACUGUUAACUUGGCUAAAAGCAAAUCAAAGACCAUCCUGGUGCAGAUGAUGAGUGCCGCUGGAACAGGUUUCUCUCUCAAUGCUAAAAGAGGUCGCCUGCGGGAAAAAAUGGUCUUGCGCAAACAUGACCCCAUUGUCAAUAAGCACGUACUUUUCUUUGAAAAGAAGAAGAUCCGAUCCCUGUAAAGAUGAUUGAGCACCUAAAGAGGGUCUGCAGUAUGGAAGUUUGCAAUAAACCCGUUUCCGUCAGCCUUUCAGGACUUGUGCUGUUUGUAUAACUAAGUAUGAUUACAUGCUAGGGAUGGUUGCUGAAUGUAGUGUGAAUGCAUUGUUUUGAUGUUGCUUUUGAUUUCUUCUUGUUAUUGAUCAUGUGUAUGGUAGAAUUUUCAUCUCCAUUUUGAUUUGAAAAGUUUUUUUUUUUUUUUUUCAAACAGUUACGGUCAAAAGCAUUGACUCUUUGAAAUGUUCCUCUGAAUAAAUAAAGAUUUUGUAAAAGUA